AUGUCUCGGAUAGCAUGGCUUCGCGGCAGCGCGCAGAGUUCGCGCGCCGUGAGAAAGGAGCUGGUGGGCUGCCGUUCACUAGCAUCCUCCGAGCAAAUGGCUCGCAGUCGACCAGGUGCCAAAGAUGCUCCUAUGCCCAGGUGGCCAUUUCUCCGAUCGAAGGCCCUGUCGGCCGGACUCAGCGACUUUUUAUCCCAGGGUCCGGAGCAGCUGCUCGUGUCGGGCGCACGAGGCAGUGGGGCCUCCACGGCCAUUCGUGCGGCAUUGGCACAGCUGGGGAGCAGUCCCGCCUCUCCCAUGACGGUGGUGCUGGAUUGCAGCCAGGCCGGCAAAGGAUCUCUGGAGGACGCCUUUCGGAAGCAACUUGCAGAGCAGCUGGCAACGCUGGAAGAGCAGGAGGCGCUGAUUGAAUCCAUGAUGGAGGCGGUUGUCGCAGCGCACCCAGAGGUCGAGGCUGCCCUGGUGGCCUCCGUGACCGCCGUCUCAGGGCGCCAAGGGCUGCCGGGCGCAGUUCCCUCAGGGACAGAGGUGCCGGCCUGCCGAGCACUUCUGGACAAGCGGCUGCCGGCACCGAAGCUGGUGGCCGCAGCCUCCAGCGUCCUCGCGGCCCUGCCCCGGAAUGCCCCCAACCGACCGAGCGCCGCGCUUGCCUUCCUUUGCGAUGCGGGUGCACGGCAAGGCCCACAUCUGGCCAUGAGUUGCCUCCUCACUGCCGGACGUCGCGCUGCGGUCACUUCACAGGGCGAUCUGGUGCUAGUCCUUCUCCGGGCCGAUGCGGCAGAAGGCGCCCUCCGGAACUGCUUGGACCCCCCGUCGCCCGGCGACGCAGGUGCCGGCAAGCUGCGGGUGCUGCUGCAGAGCUACGAUGCGCUCCGGGCGAUCCGAACCAGCGCCGCAGGGGUGCCUGUCCUGACAGCAGACGAGUGGUCUGAGGAGAUGGCGCGGGCCAUCGUUCAGCCCCGCUUCCUUCCCAGCGAAGAGGUAACGGAAUGGAGCGCCAUGUGGGCCGCAGUGGGCGGGCACGCCUCGCACCUGAAGCAGGUCGCCGAGGCACUGGUCGAAGAGCGUCGGUCGCUGGAGGCAAAGAGGCGGCAGCAGGAGAUGGAUGAGCUGCGCCAGGAAAUCAAGCGCGAGCGGGAGCAGCCUGUUCGGAGACGCUUCGAGUUCUAUGGCAGAUCUUGCCCAAGCACUGGGCUCCUCAUGCCUGCUGGCCUUCUCGGGUCACCGGCACUGCUGCAGCAGGUGCGGGCCAGGGAGCCACCACCACAAAAGAAGCUGCUGGGCCCGCCAGCAAGUCCCAGCUCAGGCUGCUGCUCCGCCAGCAGCCACACUAAUUAG
Messenger RNA from Symbiodinium natans, 1338 nucleotides. The record is from the annotation of a GenBank genome assembly. NCBI's taxonomy places the organism in Eukaryota, Dinophyceae, Suessiales, Symbiodiniaceae.